Messenger RNA from Tetrahymena thermophila SB210, 663 nucleotides. RefSeq lists its product as hypothetical. The transcript has 4 exons. The record is from RefSeq and is a predicted model, not a curated record. NCBI's taxonomy places the organism in Eukaryota, Ciliophora, Oligohymenophorea, Hymenostomatida, Tetrahymenidae.
AUGAAGUAAUCACACAAUUAACAGUGGAACAAAAUUAGUUAGUUGCAGAAUUUAAGAAAGAUAGAUUUAGAUUUUUCUGAUAUGAUUUUUGAAUCAGAUGACAUUACCAUGCUGGCUUAUAUGCUUUCUCAAGCAAAUGGACUGAAAUAGUUACAUUUAUAAUUCGAUUAAUCUAGCUUAAAUAAUUAAAGCCUUGUGGAGUUAGGAUCUAUACUGAAAAAAUUAUAAAAUUUAAAUUCAUUUUAAUUUUCUGCACUUAAUUCGCUGUUUACUGAAAAGGGUAUUAUAAGUCUUUGUGAAUCUUUGUUAAAUUGCUUUUCCUUAAAAAUUGUGAAAAUAAAUAUAGAGUAAGUUAAAAUUUAUAAAGUGUAUUCCCUUUUACCUAGGUCCUCGGCUUUCCUGUAAGAUACAAAGAAAUUUAAAAUAUAUUCCAAAAAAUUAAAAAUAAUAUUGCUUCUAUUUAUCUAGCAUAAAAUAUACAGUUAAAACCUACUAAAUUUAAUUAACAAUAAUUUAAAAGGUUAAAAAUUUUAAAUAUUUUAUAUUUAUUUAUUGAUCAUUAUUUAGGAGCCAUAAUGUUUAAGAGCUUUUCGUAAAGUUAUACAAACUUUUGAGCUAAAGGUUUUAAUGGUCCAGGAGCAACAUUUACUACAGAAUACUUGA